Messenger RNA from Neoarius graeffei (lesser salmon catfish), 5673 nucleotides. RefSeq names its product butyrophilin subfamily 1 member A1-like. Gene Ontology annotation, cellular component: external side of plasma membrane. The transcript has 7 exons. The record is from RefSeq and is a predicted model, not a curated record. NCBI's taxonomy places the organism in Eukaryota, Metazoa, Chordata, Actinopteri, Siluriformes, Ariidae. The coding region runs from base 383 to 1210 and encodes 275 amino acids. Gene Ontology annotation, biological process: cell surface receptor signaling pathway; positive regulation of T cell proliferation; negative regulation of T cell proliferation.
AAAGAGAAAACGUGUCCUAGCAUGAAUGGCAUUACAGGCACUGUUCUGAUAAUAGUGGCUGACAGCAGAAGCUCCUAAACUCAAACAUUUAUUUAACUUGUUCUAAAUCACAGGAAAUCUUCUUCCAUCUCCAGGCCACUUCUGCCGUUCUUGUAGGAGGGGCAAGUAUUCUCUUGACCAGAGCUUCCAAAAGAUGUCAGAGAUAUACUGCACCUGCCUCCAUCUUCGUUUGCAGUACAGAUCCUCCUUCUGAAAGAUUCCCGGAGGAAGUGCUGGCUUUCCCUUGAGCAGAAGAAGAUGAUUCGGCGUCAGUGGCUCGAGGUCAUCGACAUCAUCCAAUGACUUGGAAAUCUGUAAACACUCCAAGAGUCUUACAGGCAUCAUGACUCUCCUUUAUAUUUCCAUCUUAUGUUUCGCUGCCUGUGUGGGCUCCAUCAGUGCAGGUGAUCACGUUACUGUAUCAGCUAAAGUGGGUUCCACAGUCUCCCUGCCAUGUAAACUGAAGAAUGCGUUCACAGAAACAUCACUGAUUCGGUGGCACGUCGAUAAUGUGCUUGUGUUUGAGCGAAGCAGUAACGGUACAGCAGAAGGUUCAGGAUAUGAGGGACGUGUGGAUGUUCCUAAGGAUGAGCUGCUUAAAGGAAACUGCUCUCUGGUGUUGAAGAACGUCAGAAUCACUGAUGACAAUUUCUACAAAUCUUUUGUGGUGGAACAUGUGGACAAAAAUGACAGAUCCUCAGCAAAAGAACUCAGCAGUGUUCAACUCUCAAUUUACAUGCAGCUCAUAUCAGCUCGAGUGGGUUCCACAGCUGUCCUGCCAUGUGAAUGGAGAGAUCUGUCCAUCCAAACACCUUAUGUUGAGUGGUAUAUCGAUUCUGAGGUGUUGUUUGAGCGAAUGGGUAAAGAGUCAUUUUCAGGUGAAGGAUAUGAGGGUCGUGUGGACGUUCCUGAGGACGAGCUGCGUAAAGGAAACUGUUCUCUGGUGCUGAGGAACGUCAGUGUUACUGAUGAAGCCAUCUACAGAAGCUUCAUGCUUGUGGAACACAAAAAGAAAUCUGUUUUGAUCCAGAAAGUUAAACUCUCAGUCUCUGAAAAACCUGAAGAGAGUAAAAAAGACCCACAAUCUAAAUCAGGUGAAGCUGGAAUAAACUGCCCUCGCCUGCUGAUCCUCAUCGUUUCCCUCCUUGUGUGUUUUCUUUUCUCGCAUUGAGGAAACAUCAGUGUGAUCUCUCUGAGUACAGAGAUGUCUCUGAGCCCAACAGAGCCACAGUACAGAAUCAACUCAGUUAGGAAAAAGGAAAAAGAAACAAGGAAGAUUUCAGUGUAUGUUUUCUACAUUUUUAACAGCCAUACCUCUGUGAGGUCCAUGAGGACAUUCCUGUUUGAUCUCCACAUAAAGCUGUGAAGCUGAAACAUUACAAUAUCAGCACAUGAGAGAGACUCGGUUUGAUCAAGAGCUUUAUACAAAUCAGAGCUCGUAACAGGUGCUGGCUUCCCCUUCCUACUUUAUCUAUUCUUUAAUCCAGUAUCUAGCUUAUGUGUUUUAGUGGAGGUGUCUACAUUUGUUGUUGAUUUGUUUUGUCUAUGGUUGUUUGUCUCUGUGUGCACAUGGAACAAUCUGCAUGAUUGGUCACGUGACUUCCGGGUCUCGAGCGGUGCGCCUAAACGGCUGCAUACGUUAAAUUUUUUAAUUUUUUAUUUGAAUAACUGUUUUUUGUUUGUUUUUAUAGUUAUUAAGGCUUUAGUAAUGACUUUGGUUUACUCGAAACCGGCUUUACUAGCCAUUUUACGAUUGCGAUGUUCGCCAAGGAAGCCACUUAACCGACAACUAUGGAAGUUACUAAUUCAACUUGGGAUAUCGAAAUACAGGUCGACGCGCCAGGGGUGCAGAGGAGGAUUAACCCUUGUAAUGUGUUAGAAAGCUGUUCACAUCUGUAGUGUUAGCGGGUCAAAUUUGACCCGUGAUUUAAAUCAGCCUGAAAAUGCUUAAAAUCGAUGGUUACGUAUGUAACCGCGGUUCUAUGAAUUUCGGAUGACUGCCAGAGGUGGUGCUGUAAGCACCUGGAUGUCCAUCAUCAUGCGCAUGCAGUUCGAGUGUGUGUAUACCAACAAGGUCGCUUGCAACAGGGGGUGACGUAUGUCACUGCACCGGUACUUAAGGUGCGUUCACCCCGGAAGCAUUCUCUUCAUAGAACCGCGGUUACAUACGUAACCAUCGUUCUAUUUCAUUUCUCCUGACCGCCAGAGGCGGUGCUGUAAGCACCUGGAUGAUUUAUACCAACAGGGUCACGAGGAAGACCUAUUUACCCUACGAAUGGUUGGAAAGGGUGGCUGUGGCCAGUGGAUUGUGCAUGGCCACAUUAACCCUAUAAAACCUUGCAAACGUGCAGGUUGAGACCCAUGAGGCAGCGGCGCAGAUAUCAGAGAGUGGAACUCCAUGUAAAGCCGCCCAUGAUGUAGCCACACUCCGAGUGGAGUGGCCUCGGAUGUGGGGAGGGACCGGGAGGCUGCUGCUAGUGUAGGCAUGGCUAAUGACCUCCACGAUCCAGUUUGAUAUUCUCUGUUUGGACAGCGCGUGGCCACGCCUAUGUCGAGUGUGACACACAAACUGUGCAUCCGACUGUCGUAAUGCAGCAGUCGCUUCAAUGUAUGUCCUCAGUGCUUGAACUGGGCAAAGAAGGACAUGAUCUUGGCCCUGCACAUUCUCCUCAGGUGGUGGUCUGAAGGCUUCUAGGCUGAGGGGCUGAUUGGUGUGGGAAGAGGAGAAGUUCUUGGGCAGAAAUGAAGGGUUAGGCCACAAUGUUACACCCGUGCCAUCGGGCUCCAUUGUAAGCACUCCCAGCCGAUAGACAGGGCGUGUAGCUCACCCGCUCUCUUAGCAUUCCUUUUAGCUAUGACGUCGGCUGUCUUUAAAGAUAGCCACUUGAGCUCCGUCCCCUGUAGGGGCUCAAAUGCAGGUUUACACAGUGCACUUAAAACCAGAGGCAAGUCCCAAGCUGGUCUUGGACUGCGUUGAGGGGGUCUUAUGCUCUGAGCACCUUUAAGAAAGUGGCUCACCCAUGUGUGGGAUCCCAUAGUCAGCCCGUCUACCCUGUUGUGCAUUGCGGAUAUAGCCGCUACAUACACCUUGAUGGUGGAGGGUGCAAGGCCCUCAUCCAGAUGAGACUGUAAAAAGCUGAGAAUCCCCGGUAUCGAGCAACAUGCCGGUUCCUGAUGGCGUGCUUGGCACCAACUUACAAAGAGCUUCCACCUAUUGGCAUAGAGCGCAUUGGUGGAAGGUGCGCGGGAACACUGGAUGGUCCGCACAAUGGUCGACUCACAUUUUGCUAGCAGUGGGUCGGGCCCUUCAGAGGCCACACCCACAGCUGCAACCGUACUGGGUUCGGAUGCCAAAUUUGACCUUCCAUCUGUGAGAGGAGGUCCAUCCGUGCAGGGAGACACCAAGGCUCCUUGUGCAGCAACCCAUACAGGGUAGGAAACCAGACUCUCCCCGGCCCAUAGGGGGCUAUCAACAGCACCCUGUGACCCUCCUUGAGGAUCCUCUCGAGAGUGGGCAGAAUUAGCGGGAGUGGUGGGAAAGCAUAUAGGAGCUGCUGUGGCCACUCGUGUGCCAGUGCAUCUUGGCCCAAGGGGCUUGACGUUUCUUUCAGUGUAAACCACAGGGGACAAUGUGUCGUGGCCUGGGAGGCGAAAAGGUCCACCUCUGUCCUGCCGUAUUGCAGCCAAAUACUCUGCACCACUUCCGGGUGCAGCUUCCACUCCCCUGGAUCAGGGUUCUGUUGUGACAGAAGAUCCGCAGCAGUGUUCCUCACUCCUGGUGAAUGCAUUGCCCUCAGGCUCACCAGACGAGGGUAAGCCCAUGUCAGUAGGUGUCGAGUGAGCUUUCAGGGAAGGUAGUGACCCGGUGCCGCCUUGGUGGUUUAUAUGAUAGACCACAGAUGUAUUGUCGGUCUUUAUAAGGACAUGCCGACCCGCUAAAACCGGACGGAAAAUGUUUCAGGGCGAGGAAACGGCCCACAGCUCUAACACAUUGAUGUGUUGUCCCUGCUGUUGUGGGGCCCAUACGCCCUGCACUGCCACACUGUGCCCCAGUCGAUCAGUGAUGCAUCGGUGGCGACUACUUCUCUGCGAGAGGGUAUGGACGUAGACAUGAGGAGCAACUGGCCGUGAUUCUGACUGGCCUGUGCCUGUGAUGUUGUGGAUGUAACCCAAGGCUGUUCAUCCAGAUUUGUAGAGGCCUGAGUGUGAGGAGGCCCAACGGAACUACCGACGAGGCCGUGGUGAGUAUACCUAGUAGUGUCCGGAAAGACCUGAAGGUCAGGGUUUGUCCCUUCCUGAAGCAAUGUAGCCGUUGGACAAUAUCGCUCACCCGUCGCUAAGACAGGGUUGCCUUCAACAGCUGAGAAUCCAGCUGAAGGCCAAGAAAAAACAGUCUUCUGGCUGGGUGUAAGGGAGCUCUUGGCGUGGUUCAUCCUGAGCCCAAGUUUGAUGAUGUGAGAAACCAGCACGGCUGGGUUGCUGAGCGCGUCUACCCUUGACUGAGAACCAAUCAACCAGUCAUCCAGGUAGGGGGAGGAUACGCAGUCCCCUGCUCUGAAGUAGGGACAGUGCUGCUGCGACGAAUCUCAUAAAGAUUCUGGGAAGUAUGCAUCCUUCAGAUCGAUGGUUGUGAACCAAUUGUCCCAUCUGAUGCUGUUUAAAACAUCGGAUGUGCGCAGCAUACGGAAUUUGAAGACCUUGAGAUGGUCGUUCAAAUGUCUCAGAUCCAGUAUGGGGCGAAGCCCACCCCCUUUUUUUUUUGGGAUGAUGAAAUAGGUGGAAUAAAACCCACUGUUUUGUGAAGGUGGAUCUAAUGGCUCGAUGGCCCCCUUUUCCAGGAGGGUCAAGACCUCCUGGCGUACUGCCAGAGCUUUCAUUUUGACCUCUUGAAAUCUCAGCGAUUGUCAUCUGAAUUGUAUGCUGUAACCCUGAGAGAGGGUGGAUAUAAUCCAGGGGUCUGAUGUUACCACUUCCCAGUAGGCAAGUUGUUGACUGGUGAAGUGUCCGACCAUCGGAGUGGAGUAGUCAACGUCUGCCUCCACGCCCCCUACGGGGGGGGGGGGUGUACCCCGAUGUGCCUGUGCGGCACCAAAGAGCUGUCCCGGAAUCACUGGGAGAGUGCGGAGGGCCCUCCUGCAGGUAUCUGAGAGUGGUGACUGAGCCAACCAUAUCUGACGCCUGGCGAGAGUUAAAGAUGACAUUAGUCUGCCCAGCUCCCUGGACAUGAAAGCAAAUGCCUGCAGCGAGGCCUCGCUUAGGCUUUGCAGUGAUGGGUCUGCUCUAGGGGUGCAACGAUUCACCGAUGCAUCGAUGCAUCGCGAUACUUUCUCCACGAUACGAUAUGUAUCGCUGGCCAAAAUGAAUCGUGAUACACGACGAUACUAACUCAUUUUCUGCAUGUAGAGACUAUAUUAUACUCAAAACAAUUAUAGUCGGGCGUGAUCGUCGAAAUGACACGAAAGGUGGGUAUUUAUUUGGAAACAUUUGGGAAAUUGACAUAUGCCGCUCUCGUCAUUUCGAACACGGUAACAAUUAAGUCCUGCAAUCAAUUUAUCAUACACCGUACUCACACACGGACUGGCCAUCGGGAGUAGCGGGAGUUUUCCCGGUGGGCUGGUGGUUCAGUGUGGGCCG